AUGCUGAACCCAUUCAUGGACAGCGCCACCGCACAUAUGCAUCAGACCAUCAAAUUGAGUCCAUCGCACGCCACCGAUGCGUCCAGUGUUGUGGCCGUCGGUCAACACCAGCCCAAUCACCAGACAUUUGCAGCCCAGAACGGCUAUGGUAUGCCUCACCCGCCCCACCACCACCACCAUCACGGCUACGCUGCCAGAGAUUUCCUGUUACGCCGCGACCCACAUAUGCCUACUCUGACGGGUGGACUCACACCACACGACGCUCUGUCGGGCAAUACAGUGCAACCCCACCCCCAUCACGCCACCUCCAUGUUCGUGUCCGCCUCCCAGGCCCUCCACGGCCCCCAUCACACCAACGCAGACACUCACGUCCUAUUCCCCAGUCUGGACCACCACCCGGCCGCACACCACCCCCCGCCCCAUAUGAACGGCCAAAUGAGACUCGCAUUGCCCGGCACUGACAUGUAUGGCCGGCCCGACCACAGCUUCAAUCAAACGGCACGCACUGAUCACCAUCUGACAGGCCCUUACGGACCAAUGAACCCAAUGGGACACAUGAACCACAUGAAUAUGCACCACACGGCACAUGCACAUGCUCCCGGUGCUUUCUUCAGAUACAUGAGAAGCCAUCCCAUCAAACAGGAGAUGACAUGUUUAUGGAUAGACACCGAACAGAGCAGUCCUAAGAAGCCGUGCAAUAAGUCUUUCACAUCAAUGCAUGAAAUAGUGACUCACAUUACGGUUGAACACGUCGGAGGACCCGAGUGUUCAAACCAUGCCUGCUAUUGGAGUGAAUGCGCCCGCAAUGGACGGCCAUUCAAAGCCAAAUAUAAGUUAGUCAAUCAUAUCAGGGUACACACCGGCGAAAAGCCAUUUCCCUGUCCAUUCCCUGGUUGUGGAAAAGUGUUUGCCAGAAGUGAAAACCUCAAAAUCCAUAAGAGAACCCACACCGGCGAAAAGCCAUUCAAAUGCGAGUACGAAGGCUGUGAUAGAAGAUUUGCUAACAGUUCCGACCGCAAGAAGCACUCUCACGUCCACACCAGUGAUAAGCCGUACAACUGUAAGAUCCGGGGCUGCGACAAGAGUUACACUCAUCCGAGUUCACUGCGAAAACAUAUGAAAGUUCACGGCAAGUCCCCUCCACCACCAGGCGCUCCCGGUUCAGCCAGUUCUGGCACUGGUUCUGGUUAUGAAAGUGACGGAACAAACAACAACACCAGUAAUACUCCUAACCCUCCGAUUCAUUCACAUCCUCACAGCCACUCAUUCGGAGGCAAUGCUAACAAUGCAAACGCAGGCAAUACUCUCAACACAAUCGGUGCCAAUACAGGCAAUGCAAUGAACGGCAUGACCGGCUCGACCCACCCGCCCACCGUCCUAUCGCCUAUUACCUCCAAUAACACGGUCCUGUCCACUGGCCAUCACCCGACAAAUCUAAGUGAAUGGUAUGUCUGUCAAUCAACAGCUGGAAUGCCGACACCGCCGAGCAAUGAACACUCACCGGUUGGACACCCGGGGGUACCACUGCAUCAUCACCACCACCACCAUCACCCCCACCCUCAUCUCCAUGCGGCCACUUCUUACUGAUAAUUGUAGACAUUUCACAUAAUUUAAGUCUUUACUCAUCGCUUGUUUAUAUGAACCAUCAAUUCAUUCCUCACUUCAUAUCCAUUAUUGAUUUCCAUUACAAAGAGGUAGGCCUUAGAUACUAACC
Messenger RNA from Oppiella nova, 1714 nucleotides. The record is from the annotation of a GenBank genome assembly. NCBI's taxonomy places the organism in Eukaryota, Metazoa, Arthropoda, Arachnida, Sarcoptiformes, Oppiidae.